This is a messenger RNA of Solanum dulcamara, 731 nucleotides long. Its product is annotated as thioredoxin-like protein YLS8. Gene Ontology annotation, biological process: mRNA splicing, via spliceosome. Gene Ontology annotation, cellular component: spliceosomal complex; U4/U6 x U5 tri-snRNP complex; U5 snRNP. Lineage: Eukaryota; Viridiplantae; Streptophyta; Magnoliopsida; Solanales; Solanaceae. The transcript is spliced from 2 exons. The record is from RefSeq and is a predicted model, not a curated record. The coding region runs from base 96 to 524 and encodes 142 amino acids.
CUAUUCUUUUUCCCAUUUAACAAUUUAAUCCUCCCUUUAUACCAGUCGCCGAUCGAGAACCAAAACCCUUGUUUGGCUCCCCCUGACUCAGAAAGAUGUCGUACUUGUUGCCUCACCUUCACUCAGGAUGGGCGGUCGAUCAAGCCAUUCUCGCUGAAGAGGAACGCCUUGUCAUUAUCCGCUUUGGCCAUGAUUGGGACGAAACUUGUAUGCAGAUGGAUGAGGUGCUGGCUUCAGUCGCAGAUACAUUAAAGAAUUUUGCUGUCAUAUACCUGGUGGACAUCACAGAGGUCCCUGAUUUUAACACGAUGUAUGAGUUGUACGAUCCGUCAACCAUCAUGUUCUUCUUCAGGAACAAGCACAUCAUGAUUGAUCUUGGCACAGGAAACAAUAACAAGAUCAACUGGGCACUCAAAGAUAAACAGGAGUUCAUUGAUAUUGUUGAGACUGUGUACCGUGGUGCACGAAAGGGUCGUGGUCUAGUUAUUGCACCCAAAGAUUACUCUACCAAGUAUCGUUACUGAGUGUCUGUUGAUAUUGUAUUUUGUUUGUGGAAUAUGAUGCACUUUAUGACUGAACUGUAAAAUACGGUUGCUAAAGUGGUUCUCAUUAGACCGACUCAAGUUGCUGUCAAGAUCCAAGUGUACAAUAACUUUCCAUUAGUUGUAAGUGGAAAGACUUCAACUCUUCUGAAAACCAUGUUAUGAUCAAUUAUAUCGACCUUUCUGUAA